CUGCGAGGGGAGGCAGAGGGAGAGCGGGAGAGGGAGGCUCCGGGCAGAGGACGGAGCCACCGGCGCCGGGCCGGGGAGAGGACUGGGGCGGCAUGCGGCUCUCGCUGCCCUUUGCGGGCUGAAGCGGGAGCGGCAGUCUUGGGGCGGCACCGGCGGGAAGCAGCAGCCCGAGGAGGAGGAGGACAGCGGCGGGAGCCGAGCGGAGCCUGGUCAAGCCGGAGCUGGACGGGCAGCGGCGGGAUGGGCCGAGCUGGGCGCGCGGGGGACGGGGGGCCGGUCUGCUGGCGGAGGCUGCUGCUGCUCCUGGGGGCCAUGCUGAUCCUAGCCGCCCGCCUGGCCGGGGCCGCGCCGGCCUCCGAGCCCAGCACCGCGGGCGAUGCCCCGCCGGCCGUCGGGGAGCGGGGAGGGCCAGAGACCCAGGAGAGCCGCCGGGAGCGGGCGCUUCGGGCCAACGACACGCGCCGGGAGGAAGGCGCAGGGGAGGACGAGGCAGCGGCCAUAUCUGAGGGGCGUGCGGGACAGGGUGAAGAGGAGGCUGGCCCCUGUUGGGACUGCCCCCCGGGGACCACUGUGAGAGUCGGGGCCCUGUCCGAAGAGGCCCUGCUGGAGGCUUCCGCAGCAGUGACCGGGGCAGCCUGGCCUGAGGCCAUGACUCUGGAGCUGGCCCCUGAGAACCGAGAGGAGGCUGGCAGUGGAGACCCCCAGGCCGGUCGGGCCACCCUCCCUGGCCUUGAGGAGGUGAUCAGACAGACAGAAGUACCACCCUCCGGGGAAAGUUGGGGUCCAGAUGCAGAGCCCGUGGGGGCAAAGGGGCCCCCUUCUCCUACCCUAGGGGGUCACCCCAGCCUUACCCUGCCAGGCUCCGGCCCCAAGCUUCCCGAUGUGGCCCACAAGGAAAACCCCUUGGAGUUGUGGCUGAACCUGGGCAGUAGCCUGCCUGACCCUCAUGUGCCAGCUACUGCCUCUCCACCUCUGGGUACUCCAGAGCCUCAGCCUUCCUCAGAGAUCAUCGACAUUGAUUACUAUGAUAGCUUAGAUUCGGAGAGCAGAGGUGCCGAUGUGGAGAGCUUCCCAGGAUCACCUGACACUUCCCACCAACACCUUCACCCAGGUGAAGAUGCACCAUCCUGGAGCCUGACUGAUCUGUAUGAUGAGUUCACCCCCUUUGAUGAGUCUGACUUCUAUCCCACCACUUCAUUUUAUGAGCUGGAAGAAGAAGAGGAGGAUGAAGAGGAUGAAGCAGCUGUUCAGGACCUAGAAGAUGAAAAUGACCAAGGCCAACCUGGCUUGACACCUAGCGUUGGUCCAGGUAUUUCCCAGCCCACCAGUCGUUGGCAUGCAGUACCUCCACAGCAGACUCUGGGAGUGAUCCCAGACAACAGUAUCACCUUCAGGCCUCGUCCAGGAGAAGUGGGCAAAGAACUGGCACCAAGUGAGAAUGGCACCGUGUGCCGAAGUGGCUUUGUUAGGCACAAUGGCUCCUGCCGGUCAGUAUGUGAUCUCUUCCCAAGCUAUUGCCAUAAUGGAGGCCAGUGCUACCUGGUGGAGAAUUUAGGGGCCUUUUGCAGGUGUAACACACAGGACUACAUCUGGCACAAGGGGAUGCGAUGCGAAUCGAUCAUCACUGAUUUCCAGGUGAUGUGUGUGGCUGUAGGAACAGCUGCCCUUGUGUUGCUCCUACUCUUCAUGAUGACUGUUUUCUUUGCCAAGAAACUCUACCUGCUUAAGACAGAGAACAGCAAACUGCGCAAGACCAACAGAUUCCGGACACCAUCUGAACUCCACAAUGAUAACUUCUCCCUCUCCACCAUUGCCGAGGGAUCUCACCCAAAUGUAAGGAAACUUUGCAACACUCCCCGUACCUCCUCCCCCCAUGCCCGUGCCUUGGCUUACUAUGAUAACGUUAUCUGUCAGGAUGACUCCAACAUAUCCCAUAAAAUGCAGGAUGUUCUGAAGUCCUGCCUAAAAGAGGAGGAGUCAUUUAACAUUCAGAAUUCCAUGUCACCCAAACAUGAGAGUAACAAAGGUGACCAAGAUGACUCGGAAGUGAACUGUCUCCAGAAUAAUUUAACAUGAAGCAAAGGAAUAGGAAGAGGAGAAGGAGAAGAGGAAGGAAAGAAAACUGACCUAUUGUACAGCUCCAUUUCUUGUAACCAUUUGUUAAACUUUUCCUUUUUCCGAUUUCAUGGCAUGCUUUGAUGUAUUUUGUACAGAGGGGGAAAGAGCCCCACAAAAUAUGUGAAGAGCCUAAGCUGAAUUGCGUGCAUCGGGGUGUUUGAACUGUGCUGUCUGUAUAUUGCUUGGGUUAGUUCUGCUGCUGUGAUUUCUAAACCUUUGCUGUUAUUCAACUGACUUUUUUUGUACUUUGAUCCACCUUUUUUUGAAAUACAAGUAAAAGCAAAAAAAGAAAGUUCUUGAAAUAAAACAUUUUUUAAAAGUU
Messenger RNA from Dromiciops gliroides (monito del monte), 2440 nucleotides. RefSeq names its product chondroitin sulfate proteoglycan 5 (gene CSPG5). NCBI's taxonomy places the organism in Eukaryota, Metazoa, Chordata, Mammalia, Microbiotheria, Microbiotheriidae. Gene Ontology annotation, biological process: nervous system development. The record is from RefSeq and is a predicted model, not a curated record. The transcript has 5 exons. Bases 241 to 2076 code for a protein of 611 amino acids.